UGGGAAGAAUGUCCCUUACAUUGGGGGUCAGUGGGAAGAAUGUCCCUUACAUUGGUGGUCAGUGGGAAGAAUGUCCCUUACAUUGGGGGUCAGUGGGAAGAAUGUCCCUUACAUUGGUGGUCAGUGGGAAGAAUGUCCCUUACAUUGGGGUCAGUGGGAAGAAUGCCCCUUACAUUGGGGGUCAGUGGGAAGAAUGUCCCUUACAUUGGUGAUCAGUGGGAAGAAUGUCCCUUACAUUGGGGGUCAGUGGGAAGAAUGUCCCUUACAUUGGGGGUCAUUGAGAAGAAUGUCCCUUACAUUGGGGAUCAGUGGGAAGAAUGUCCCUUACAUUGGUGGUCAGUGGGAAGAAUGUCCCUUACAUUGGGGAUCAGUGGGAAGAAUGUCCCUUACAUUGGUUGUCAGUGGGAAGAAUGUCCCUUACAUUGGGGGUCAGUGGGAAGAAUGUCCCUUACAUUGGGGGUCAGUGGGAAGAAUGUCCCUUACAUUGGUGGUCAGUGGGAAGUAUGUCCCUUACAGAUGACUAAAAAGAUCAUUGGUGUCAGUGGG
Molecule: messenger RNA, 546 nt
Organism: Staurois parvus
Lineage: Eukaryota; Metazoa; Chordata; Amphibia; Anura; Ranidae
Source: the annotation of a GenBank genome assembly